Molecule: messenger RNA, 282 nt
Organism: Fulmarus glacialis (Northern fulmar)
Lineage: Eukaryota; Metazoa; Chordata; Aves; Procellariiformes; Procellariidae
Product: gamma-glutamylcyclotransferase-like
Exons: 2
Molecular function (GO): gamma-glutamylcyclotransferase activity
Source: RefSeq, a predicted model, not a curated record
GAUUUUAAGCUCGAGUUUGGCCAUCAUCAAGGCAGGACAAGUUCUGUAUGGCAUGGAGGUACAGCUACCAUUGUUCAGAGCCCUGGAGACGAAGUAUGGGGAAUAGUGUGGAAAAUGAACGCUAGCAAUUUAAGUUCACUGGAUAAGCAAGAGGGAGUUGAAGAUGGCAUUUAUGUCCCAAUAGAAGUUAAUGUCCACACUCAAGCAGGGAAGGUACUGACCUGUCGAAGCUACCAGAUGAAGGACUAUGUCUGUGGUCCCCCUUCUCCUCAGUAUAAAAGG